CAGCCUAGAAGGGAUCAACAGUUUUACCCAACGCCACCGUGACGUCGUCCUCGCCUCUAAACCCCGUCUUUAAAGCCUGGUCGUGGUCUUAAUCUGGAUUGGAGCAAUCCCAUCUUCAUAACGAAGAAGCCUGUGAAAGUGUUGUUUCUCUCUGCGAGUGUGGUUCAUAGGCGCUCGGUUUUACCUUUGGAGCAAAGUUACUCGGAUUUGUUGGACUCAUUUUUGACUUAUUUAUGUAUUGGGAGGAAAAUUUAUUCUCAUCUCAAUGACUGAAAAAACAAUAGUAUUUAUUUAAAUGUGACACAGAGCGGACUUCAGCAGAGUGUUUCUUCUUCCUUGAGCAACGCUAUGGGUCAAGCGCAGGCUGCCAUGGACACGGAGGUGACCCUUCAGAACAUCCAGGAACUCUACCGCAGGUUUACAACCGACUGUCCCAGUGGGAAUCUGCACUUACACGAGUUCAAGAAGAUCUUCGGCAUCAACAGCCGCUCGACAGAGGAAGAGGUGGCAUUCAUGGAGAUUGUGUUUCAUUCCUUUGACUCCAAUAAGGAUGGUGUAAUUGACUUCCUGGAGUUUGUGGCAGCAGUACACCUCAUCCUCCGUGGGAAACUUGAGGACAAACUCAAAUGGUCUUUUAAAGUCUAUGACAGAGAUGGAAAUGGAUGUUUGGACCGUCAAGAAGUUCAACACAUCAUUAAAAUCAUUUACAAGCUUAAGAAACACAACGAUGCAGCCCACACCGUGAACACUGAAGAUAUCUGUGACAGAAUAUUUGAGUUAGUGGACAAGAAUCAUGACAGUCGGAUUUCUCUAGAGGAAUUUUUGGAGGGGGCUGAAAAGGACCCCUGGUUGAUGGAUCAGCUCAAAUUGGACUUUGGGCCCUCCGACUGGUUCGUGGAGCAGCUGAAAAAACCCUGAUUUAGCAGAACUGACUUUGUGAUCCCAUGACAAUGACCAUAUGCCUUUAAUGGCGAUUUAAUCAUGUUUACACACAUUUUUUUUAUUUGACAAAAGAUUUGGGAUCAUUCCAU
This is a messenger RNA of Cynoglossus semilaevis (tongue sole), 1031 nucleotides long. Its product is annotated as guanylyl cyclase-activating protein 2-like. Lineage: Eukaryota; Metazoa; Chordata; Actinopteri; Pleuronectiformes; Cynoglossidae. Gene Ontology annotation, molecular function: calcium ion binding; calcium sensitive guanylate cyclase activator activity. The coding region runs from base 349 to 918 and encodes 189 amino acids. The record is from RefSeq and is a predicted model, not a curated record. Gene Ontology annotation, biological process: visual perception. Gene Ontology annotation, cellular component: cone photoreceptor outer segment; photoreceptor inner segment. The transcript has 4 exons.